UAGUUCUGGGAGGUGAUCAGCGACGAACACGGCAUCGACCCCACCGGCACGUACCACGGGGACAGUGACCUGCAGCUGGAGAGGAUCAAUGUCUACUACAACGAGGCCACGGGAGGGAAUUACGUCCCCCGAGCGGUGCUGGUGGACCUGGAGCCCGGCACCAUGGACUCCGUCCGCUCAGGCCCCUUCGGCCAGAUCUUCCGGCCUGACAACUUCGUAUUUGGCCAGUCUGGAGCUGGCAACAACUGGGCGAAGGGCCACUACACAGAGGGCGCAGAGCUGGUGGACGCCGUCCUGGACGUGGUGCGCAAGGAGGCGGAGAGCUGCGACUGCCUGCAGGGCUUCCAGCUCACGCACUCGCUGGGGGGCGGCACCGGCUCGGGCAUGGGCACCCUGCUGAUCAGCAAGAUCCGCGAGGAGUUCCCCGACCGCAUCAUGAACACCUUCAGCGUGGUGCCCUCGCCCAAGGUGUCCGACACGGUGGUGGAGCCCUACAACGCCACCCUGUCCGUGCACCAGCUGGUGGAGAACACUGACGAGACCUACUGCAUCGACAACGAGGCGCUGUACGACAUCUGCUUCCGCACCCUCAAGCUGACCACCCCCACCUACGGCGACCUCAACCACCUGGUGUCGGCCACCAUGAGCGGGGUGACCACCUGCCUGCGCUUCCCGGGCCAGCUGAACGCAGACCUGCGCAAGCUGGCCGUGAACAUGGUGCCCUUCCCGCGCCUGCACUUCUUCAUGCCGGGCUUCGCGCCCCUCACCAGCCGGGGCAGCCAGCAGUACCGCGCCCUGACGGUGCCCGAGCUCACCCAGCAGAUGUUCGACGCCAAGAACAUGAUGGCCGCGUGCGACCCGCGCCACGGCCGCUACCUGACGGUGGCCGCCGUGUUCCGGGGCCGCAUGUCCAUGAAGGAGGUGGACGAGCAGAUGCUCAGCGUGCAGAGCAAGAACAGCAGCUACUUCGUGGAGUGGAUCCCCAACAACGUGAAGACGGCCGUGUGCGACAUCCCGCCGCGCGGCCUCAAGAUGGCAGCCACCUUCAUCGGCAACAGCACGGCCAUCCAGGAGCUGUUCAAGCGCAUCUCGGAGCAGUUCACCGCCAUGUUCCGCCGCAAGGCCUUCCUGCACUGGUACACGGGCGAGGGCAUGGACGAGAUGGAGUUCACCGAGGCCGAGAGCAACAUGAACGACCUGGUGUCCGAGUACCAGCAGUACCAGGACGCCACGGCCGAGGAGGGCGAGUUCGAGGAGGAGGCGGAGGAGGAGGUGGCCUAGGACCUGCGCUGCUUCCAACCUGCUUCCAACCUGACCCCUAGACACCCUCCCUGUCCCACAGUCCUGACGCUUUCCGUCUGCUCCCUGCUGGGCUCGGCUCUGACCCUAGGACCCCAGGAACACCCCUCCCCGCACCCCUGACAGUCCUUUAGAUCACCGCCUCCCUGACCCUGACCCACCGUGACCCCUGAACCCCGCUGUCUCUGACGCCCCUGGAGCUCUUCCAACUCUGGCAUCCCCCUGAGCCGUGCUUCGUGGCCCUGUAAUGCCCAUCUUUAACUUAAUAAGCCCUCUUUCCCCCCCCCACCCCUUCUUCACCUUUGACCUCUCCAAAAAUCUCUACUACACCCCUAGACCUGCAAGCCAUGGGUGACUAUUGACCCCUCUUCCAGAGCCCUCAGCCCCAUGAGCCCCGGGCCCCCUCUGACCCUCCCUGCUCCCCGCUUCAUGCCUGGCCUCCUCCCCUCAGCUCCUCCUACCUUUUGGACCAAGCAGAGAUCAAGGCCUGGAGCCCUGGGAAAGAGGGGUCCCCACCCUGUUGAACCCCACCAUCCUCUCCCCUGCCUCGCCCUCAUGAAUAAAGGAAUUGUUCGCCUGGCC
Chinchilla lanigera (long-tailed chinchilla) is the source of this 1881-nucleotide messenger RNA. RefSeq names its product tubulin, beta 4A class IVa (gene Tubb4a). Gene Ontology annotation, molecular function: structural constituent of cytoskeleton; GTP binding; GTPase activity. The coding region runs from base 163 to 1281 and encodes 372 amino acids. The record is from RefSeq and is a predicted model, not a curated record. The transcript is spliced from 3 exons. Gene Ontology annotation, cellular component: cytoplasm; microtubule. Gene Ontology annotation, biological process: mitotic cell cycle; microtubule cytoskeleton organization. Lineage: Eukaryota; Metazoa; Chordata; Mammalia; Rodentia; Chinchillidae.